ACCUUUUUUUUCUUUCUUUUUUUCUUUUUUUUCUUUUUCUUUAUUUAACGAUGUUCCCUCCUUGCCAUAUUUUACCUGCUACUUGUGAACUUUGUGGUAACUGGUUACCUGAUCAUCAAGCAUCUUGUCCUCGAAAUGGAGUACAUCCUUCACAAUGGACUAUGGAUAUAUUUGACCCUUUGGUUCAAGACCAACAAGAAGACGAACUUUUCAGUGUUGUCCAACCUACUGUGUUAUCUUGUGUAUCGCCUUCUCCUUGACCUACUUUUUUUCUUUUUGGCUCAGCACCGACAAGUCUAUCUAUAUCAAUGAUUUCUCUCUUUUUUUUUCUUUUUUUGUAUCAUAUAUAUGUCUUUUUAUUAUUAUUAUUAUUAUACUUCCUCCCUUCUCUACCAUAUCCUCCUAUAUAUACAUUAUACAUAGUGUCUCUUAUUAUACCCCAUUUAGUUUAUUUGUUACAAAAUUCCCCUACUCUUCUUUUUUUCACACACUCACAUACAAUCUUCGUAUUCCUUUUUUUUUGAUUUGUUUUUCUUUUUUUGAAAGGAUGAUAUCAUUCAUCUUAUUUUUUUGAAAUAAAUAAAUAAAAAGAAAAAAACGCGAGAAUCAAAGUGUUGAUCACACUUCUUGCUGAUUAAACAAAAAAGAAAAAAACACCAUCUUGAUUCUGCACUCCCCCUUGUUAUCAUCUUCAUUUUUUUUUCAUCAUCUUUAUCAUGGAUGAUAGAAGCAACUUCUGUCUUCCAAAAGUAGAAUUGAACGGUAACCAAUGCUCGUGUCACGGUUCAUCCCAAAAUAAGAAAUGUGUCAUUCCAGUCUAUCAUCCCAAAUAAAAAUGUGAGUCAACA
Messenger RNA from Halteromyces radiatus, 848 nucleotides. RefSeq lists its product as uncharacterized. The transcript is spliced from 2 exons. Lineage: Eukaryota; Fungi; Mucoromycota; Mucoromycetes; Mucorales; Cunninghamellaceae. Bases 309 to 524 code for a protein of 71 amino acids. The record is from RefSeq and is a predicted model, not a curated record.